AUGUACAAGUCGCUGACUUCAGCGACGACAAUCCGGGUUCUGCACAUCCAUCCUGCCCCCGAAACGGAUCCUCUCACGUGCAGCCUGGAAGAUUGCGACCUCGACAACGAUCCGGAGUACGAGGCCAUCUCGUACGUUUGGGGCAACUCGGAUUUGUCCUGUUCGCUCACCUGCGAUUCCAAGGUCAUCGCAGUGACUUGCAGUCUGCACGAGGCUCUCCUACGCAUCCGGUUACCGGAGCGGCAUCGAACAGUAUGGAUCGAUGGACUGUGUAUCAAUCAAAUUGACGAUGUUGAGAAGUCGCAUCAGGUGCAGCUUAUGCAACGCGUCUUCCGCAAUGCGCAUAGAGUCCUCGUGUGGCUAGGCCCUGAUGUAUAUGGCUUCGGCCCUGGGAAUGAUCAUGGCUACGCCCGGGACGCGUUCGAUAUUUGUUCAACGCUGGGCCAGCGUGACAUCGACUCUAAAGACCUCGAGGCUACGUUGAGAAGAAUGGAUCAGUACACGGGCGUUAAUGCUGUGAAGUGGGGCUGCCUCCGCGCCUUGAGUAAUCAGCCAUGGUGGGGGCGUGUUUGGAUCAUACAGGAAUUCGCACUCGCAAAGGAUUUACUCUUCUUAUGGGGCGCGGAGGAAAUUCAAUGGACACAUAUCAACCUGGCUAUCAGCAACCUCCAGAAGUCAGACGUAAUACGGUACUAUACGCUACUCCAGUCUACGACUCUCGAACCCAUAUCCCGGUUGUCUGCAAUCAAGGAUCAACGCUGCUACGCGACGAGUUUUAUGGGAACGAUCCAUACAGCCAGGGCAUUUGGAUGCUCAGACAAUCGCGAUCGGAUCUUCGCUAUCUUGGGACUAGAAUGUGGUGAUGACCGUUGGGAAGCAGCAGACCCCGCUGGACAAUCGCUAGCUAAAGCUACCAUACCGGACUAUACUUUACCUGCAGAGCACGUCUAUCGGCAAUUUGCUAUCCGGGCCCUGCAGCGGGGUUUGACGGAAGACAUCUUCUUAGCAGUUCAGCACGAGGAGCAGCUAGAACAGUGGCAGCCAGGCGAUAUGCCAUCGUGGUCACCACGUUGGGACCUUCCUCUCGUCAACAACUUUCCAUCCUGCCACAGACUGCAUGAAAUUUGCAAGUUUCACAGUCUCUCCGUAGAGAACGGCAUCUCUUUCACAGGAUCUACUCCUAAGCCAAUGUCUGCACUGCAAUCAAAUUUCGACCCGCUCGCUGCUGACACUCUUAACGUGCUGAGCGCUACCUUAGACAAGAUCGUCGCUCUCUCGGAGCCUAUACACUUCCUGCAAUUUAUGUACCGUAGGAACCGCCCCAACCUCUUAGAAAGCUUCUGGGAACAGCAUAUCAGACCUCGAGAAGCGACAAACGGAUAUAAGGCCGUCAUGACAGACUUAUGUGAGAACGCUACCUACUACAUGACUUCCGAAAACCACGUCAGUGUUUUCUAUGCGGUCAUUCAACAGUAUGCGGAAAAAUCUCCAGAGGCGAUAGCGGAUUAUGCGAAACAUGGAGAGCAUGCCAUGCUGAGGUCCGUAGCGCAGUUGCUGUUGGAGACGAGCGAAAUUGCAUCUGUACAAGAUCCAUCCCUGCUAGACAAAGAGUUCAGUUACAUUACCCAUCGUCUGAGGUUCUUUAUUACCCAGCGGGGCUGCAUUGGAAGAUGUCCAGCCGCCGUUCGGCCUGGUGAUCACGUCGCCCUAUUGUGGAACACCGCUUGUCCUGUGAUCCUGCGUCCACAGGAUGGCUUUUAUCGUAUCGUUGGCGGUUCAUACAUGGCAGCCUUGAACAGGAAAAGGACGGAAGGCGUUUCUCACCCACUAGACGAUCUAUUGUCGGGAAAAUCGAGGCCAGGAAUGAUUCAGAUCCGUUGA
Messenger RNA from Alternaria ethzedia, 1881 nucleotides. RefSeq lists its product as uncharacterized. The coding region runs from base 1 to 1881 and encodes 626 amino acids. Lineage: Eukaryota; Fungi; Ascomycota; Dothideomycetes; Pleosporales; Pleosporaceae. The transcript has a single exon. The record is from RefSeq and is a predicted model, not a curated record.